Messenger RNA from Effrenium voratum, 1463 nucleotides. NCBI's taxonomy places the organism in Eukaryota, Dinophyceae, Suessiales, Symbiodiniaceae. The record is from the annotation of a GenBank genome assembly.
AGACACAGAAUGUCGGCAAGAAGCACCACGUUGCAUGGUGGCGUGUUGCCCUUGCAACACAAUCUGACAUGUUGAUGAGAUCCUGAUGGGAAAGGACAAGCAGGAUGAGUGGGAGCUGCUCGAAAGGUUAUCCGUCAAGGAGCUCCGUUUGCAGGCGCUCCGGAAGUGCGUGCCUCUGGCCCAGAUCUCGGCGGCGAUUGAGAAGAGCGACUUGAUCGGCCUCAUCGUGAAAGCCGGGCCGGUGCUGGACCAGUAUGACGUGAGCGUUGGAGCCAAGGUGUGGACCGCGGAGUCCAUCGAGAGCCACCAGCCAGGCAAAGCGAAGAAGGACAAGGAGAAGAAGUCCAAGAAGGAGAAGCCGAAGGAGCCGGAGAAGAAGAAGAAAAAGAAAGGCGACGGCUCUUCCGACGAGGCCCAGGCGCCAAAGAAGAGCAAGAGAGGCCGGCGCAGCCCGAGUUUGACCAUGAUGCUGCCAGCAGAUGCCCCGGAGCAGGUUGCGAACCCCGAGGCGGCAAUGAAGGCACUGCUCCCGCCGGAGCCGCCAGCGCCAGCGCCGAAGGCGCUGCCGGUCAAGGCGAAGGACGAGGCACCAGCAGUCAUCGACGACGACGAUGACGACGAUGCUGUCGCAGUGGUCGGGACGGUUCCACCCCCGGCGCCCGCGCCGGGUGCCAAAGCUGCAGGCAAGCGUCGCAGGCGAGAGCCGGUGGAGGUCAAUGAUGACGAGGAGGAACAGGAGAAGAGGAGGAAGGAGAAGGAGAAGAAGGCAAAGGAGAAGAAGGAGAAGGCAGAGAGGGAGAAGGAGAGAAAAGAGAGGGAGGCUAAGGAGAAGGAGGAGAAGGCGGCUGCCGAGCGCGAGCGCGGCGAGCCGUCCAGCGAGUUGCCCGGCGAAUCGCUUGGCCUGCCGCAGGCUCGUCGCACUGCCAACACGGCGCAGGUGGGCGUGGCGGCGGCGGCGGCCCUGGGCUUCGACGUGCUGCCGAAGCAGUCCAGCUUCACGUCCAACGCGCCGGCGCCAGGGUUGCGACCCUCGGUGAACCCGGCCGCCGCCGCCGCGGCGGCGGGCGCGAAUCCCCAGGGCCACCGCGUCUGUGUGCAGUACCUCUGCUUCACGCGCUGCGACAAGGGCAGCUCCUGCCCCGAGGCGCACAUCAUGGACCCCGAAGAGGAGAUGCGCGUGCGCGCCAAGUUCAAGCUGCAGGAAUGCAACCAGGGCGCGGGCUGCACGCGCACGAGUUGCCUCUUCAGACAUCCUGGCGAAAGGGUGGAGGAGGCCAACCUGGGGCAAGCCAGCAAGGCGCGCUGACACGGAGCUCCGAGCGGGAAGUCUGCUGGCAGCCCUGGCUGGUUCUGCGGUCUCCAGCGCGCCCGCGAAGAGAAGCACGCGUCAGCCACUCCACAUGAAACCUGUGAGGCACAAUCAAACUGGGGGAUGUCCUUCAAGUUCAAUGAUUCUUUUGACA